This is a messenger RNA of Phyllostomus hastatus (greater spear-nosed bat), 4505 nucleotides long. RefSeq names its product transforming growth factor beta receptor 2 (gene TGFBR2). The transcript is spliced from 7 exons. Gene Ontology annotation, biological process: heart development; cellular response to growth factor stimulus; protein phosphorylation. Bases 285 to 1988 code for a protein of 567 amino acids. Gene Ontology annotation, molecular function: type I transforming growth factor beta receptor binding; ATP binding; SMAD binding. Gene Ontology annotation, cellular component: signaling receptor complex; plasma membrane. The record is from RefSeq and is a predicted model, not a curated record. Lineage: Eukaryota; Metazoa; Chordata; Mammalia; Chiroptera; Phyllostomidae.
CACACUCGCGCGCCGGGACCGACGACACCCCGCGCGCGCACACGCCUGGGACAGGAGCGGGCCUCCUGCGCAGCUCCCCUCGGCCGCCGGGGGCCUCCCCGCGCCUCGCCGGUCUCCAGGCCCCCUCCUCGAGCCGCGCCAGCGCCACAUCUGGCCGGCACAUCUGCCCGGCCGGCCGGGCGCGGGGUCCCGAGAGGACGCGGCGCGGAGGCGCAGCCAGGGGUCCGGGAAGGCGCCGGCAGCUGCGCUCGGGGCUCGGUCUAUGACGAUCGGCGGGGUCUGCCAUGGGUCGGGGGCUGCUCAGGGGCCUGUGGCCGCUGCACAUCGUCCUGUGGACGCGCAUCGCCAGCACGAUCCCUCCGCACGUUCAGAAGGCGGUUAAUGAUGACAUGAUGAUCACCAACAACAACGGUGCAGUCAAGUUUCCACAGCUGUGUAAGUUUUGUGAUGUGCGGUCUUCCACCUGUGACAGUCGCAAAUCCUGCGUGAGCAACUGCAGCAUCACAUCCAUCUGUGAGACGCCACACGAAGUCUGUGUGGCCGUCUGGAGGAAGAAUGACGAGAACAUAACACUAGAGACGGUUUGCCAUGACCCCAAGGUCCCCUACCAUGGAUUUAUUCUCGAAGAUGCUGCUUCUUCAAAGUGUAUUAUGAAGGAAAAAAAAGUGAAUGGCGAGACUUUCUUUAUGUGUGCCUGUAGUGCCGAAGAGUGCAAUGACCACAUCAUCUUCUCUGAAGAAUAUUCCACCAACACCCCCGACUUGUGGUUAGUCGUGUUCCAAGUGACAGGCGUCAGCCUCCUGCCACCCCUGGGCAUUGCCAUAGCUGUCAUCAUCGCCUUUUACUGCUACCGUGUUCACCGAAAGCAGAAGCUGACCCCAUCCUGGGAUACCGGCAAGCAGCGGAAGCUCAUGGACCUCAGUGAGCACCUCGCCAUUAUUCUGGAAGACGACCGCUCCGACAUCAGCUCCACGUGUGCCAACAACAUCAACCACAACACGGAGCUGCUGCCCAUUGAGCUGGACACCCUGGUGGGGAAAGGUCGCUUUGCCGAGGUCUACAAGGCCAAGCUGAAGCAGAACACCUCAGAGCAGUUCGAGACCGUUGCGGUCAAGAUCUUCCCUUAUGAGGAGUAUGCUUCUUGGAAGAUGGAGAAGGACAUUUUCUCAGACAUCAACCUAAAGCAUGAGAACAUCCUCCAGUUCCUGACGGCCGAGGAGCGGAAGACAGAGUUGGGGAAGCAGUACUGGCUGAUCACUGCUUUCCAUGCCAAGGGCAACCUACAGGAGUACCUCACGAGACAUGUCAUCAGCUGGGAGGACCUGUGCAAGCUAGGCAGCUCCCUGGCCAGGGGCAUAGCUCACCUGCACAGUGACCACACCCUGUGCGGGAGGCCCAAGAUGCCCAUCGUGCACAGGGACCUCAAGAGUUCUAAUAUCCUCGUGAAGAACGACCUGACCUGCUGCCUGUGUGACUUUGGGCUUUCCCUGCGUCUGGACCCCACUCUGUCUGUGGAUGACUUGGCCAACAGCGGGCAGGUGGGAACUGCGAGAUAUAUGGCCCCAGAAGUCUUGGAGUCCAGGAUGAACUUGGAGAAUGUCGAGUCCUUCAAGCAGACGGAUGUCUACUCCAUGGCUCUGGUGCUCUGGGAAAUGACAUCUCGCUGCAAUGCAGUGGGAGAAGUGAAAGAGUAUGAGCCUCCCUUUGGUUCCAAGGUGCGGGAGCACCCCUGCGUCGAAAGCAUGAAGGACAAUGUGUUGAGAGAUCGGGGACGACCAGAAAUUCCCAGCUCCUGGCUCAACCACCAGGGCAUCCAGAUGGUGUGUGAGACUCUGACCGAGUGCUGGGACCACGACCCAGAGGCCCGUCUCACAGCCCAGUGUGUGGCGGAGCGCUUCAGCGAGCUGGAGCACCUGGACAGACUCUCGGGGAGGAGCUGCUCCGAGGAGAAGAUUCCCGAAGAUGGCUCGCUGGGCACUACCAAAUAGCUCUUCCGGGGCGGGCUGGCCCAAGUCCAAAGAGGUCACCCCUGUUGCCAAAGAACAGAGGCAGCAGGAAGCUGCCGCUAAACCAAUGGAUGCUCCCUGGAAUAGCAGGGCUCACUCCCCUCCCUGUAGGCUGUGGGAUUGAGCAGCAACAACAGUGACAGGGAGUGAGUGACAUGAAGCAUUCUAUGCCUUUGACAUUGUCAUAGGAUAAGCUGUGUUAGCAGUUCCUCAGGAAAUGAGAUUGAUCUUUACAAUAGCUAAUAACAUUUGCACUUUAUUAAUGCCUGUAUAUAAAUAUGGAAUAGCUAUGUUUUAUAUAUAUAUAUCUAUAUAUAGCCAUACUCUGGAAACAGACAAAGAAAAAGAUCAGAUAUUCCCAGGAAAUUGAUUUGAUUGGAGAGUUCCAGAGCUGCGUGCAGAAGAAAGGAUCCAUGACAACAUUAGCACUUGACAAUCACACAUGGAUGGAUUGUUCUCUGACUACACAAGGAGGCGCCUUGCAUUAGGAGAGCGGCUCCAAGUCUCAGAGCCUGCUACGGCCACUUUGCACUCGCUUUUGCAAUAUAAUUCCCUGCGUGUGGGUCCUCAUCUGGCUAUGGAGCUAUUUAUAGUCGCACUGUUUUAGGGACCAGAUCCUGGGGUUCCUGUGUGCCACUGUUUCUCCUGGACUGUUCAUUGAGCUUCAAGCCCCACAUCAGCUUGUGAACCACCUUCCUCAGCUAGCUCAGAAACUUUGCCCCAUCUCUAAUAGUUUAAACAUUUUGAGCCCCAUCUUUUUCUUUACAGGGGGCAGAAAAAUCGGGACAUAUUUCCUUAUCCAUCAAAUUGCCACACCUUCUACUAAUAAGAGAUAUAUAUAUAUAUAUAUUUAUUUCCCCCCUAUGCCUAUGUAACUCUUGUUUACUCCCAGGCCUUCUCGCUUUUCUAAAAAGGAUCAAAUCUUCCCAGGGUUCCUUGUGUUUAAUUUUUCAACACAACUCGGUGUGAGUCUCUAGCUUUCUAAGCAACCCCAAUAGGUCCCAUUGUCUGGGUUCCUGAAUGCUCAAGCCUGUUUUGGCCCUAGCGGAAAGGAUCUGAGCUGCAUGAUACUGCCCCAGUCAAGACCAUCAAGUCAGGCACUCUGAACAUGUGUUUCGCUUGGCCAGCACUGCAUUGAACAAAAGUGAGCCACUUUUUAAACAUUUGGAGAUCACACACACACACACACACAGACACACACACACACACAAUCUGGAUCCUCGAGUGAGAAUAGAUAGCAAGUGGUUUCCCGUUCUCGCUAACCUGCAUCAUUCAUAAAAUGAAGGUGUGGACGCACUUACAAAGCUGCUUCACUUGUUGACAUAAACAUGUCUAUUUUCUGCCCACCCCCACCGCAUUCUGGGAAUCAAACCUGCCCAAAACCAAUGUCCUUUGUAAGAAAUGUGCAUUCAAGCAGUCAUUCUCUGGCUGUAUAAUAUGACUUUGAUUCCUCCCCUCUCCUCAAUCUGGGGUUGAGAUUUGCAAUUGGCCUUAAAAAAAGGCGGGGGGACCUCUAAGAGGUCCCAAUUAAUCCUGGUGUCUUGUAUCUAUUUUAUCUAUAUAGUAAGAGGUCCCCUCUGUAUUAGGGAGACAGGCCCCUUCCUCCAAGGAGCUUGCUUCCUGAUAACCAGCCCCGCUACGGAAGCAGCCUUCCCAGCCCUUGCAGAAUUCCCUAAUGAGGAUUUGAGUGUGGAACACAGGAGUCCUAUUUGCAGGUGGGAAAUCUGCGUCCGUGUGGAACAAGAACAAAGAAUGAGCUUUAAUACAGCACAGGAAACUUAUUUAUCUACAAACAAGUGUUCAUGCUGCAAAUAAUCUCUUUUUUAAAAAAAAUGUUUUUGAAGCUACUUAUUUUCAGCCAAAUAGGAAUAUUAGAGAGGGACUAGCAGUGUCAAACCAGUUCUAUCUGGAUUUGGGAAGAUCUCAUCUCAUUGGGGUUUAAUCCGAUGUGCUGAAGUUGGGGAUUAGGUGGGACUUCUAGGCGCCCUGCCCUGUGGGGGCGGGCCGAGAGGAUUAAGGGCCGGUUGGCUGCAAUACCAGUGAAGUGCCCAGAAAUUCCGUGCACUUGAAGGCUGUUGCCACCAUCCCAAUAGCUGUUGCUCAUUGACCUCUAGUGGUGAAUUUCUAGAAUACUGGUCCAUUAAUGAUUCAAAGGAGCUUUAUCACUUCUGGGUGAUGAUGGUCAGCAUAAACUGGAAUGUAGUAUCAGAUGAUACUGUGGCUUGUUCUGUUUGUUUGUUUUCUUAUUCAAGAAAAAGACCAAGGAAUAACCUGUAGUUCCUAAAAAUACUGACUUUUUUUUACUACUAUACAUAAAGGGAAAGUUUUAUUCUUUUAUGGAACACUUCAACCGUACUCAUGUAUUAAAAUAGGAAUGUGAAUGCUAUAUACUCUUUUUAUAUCAAAUGUCUCAAGCACUUAUUUUCAUACUGUGCGUCAUUUGUCUUUUAUAUAAAUAAAACAUUUAUUAGAUUGAAUAAAGCAAAAACACUCAGGUCA